Lachnellula hyalina is the source of this 1950-nucleotide messenger RNA. Its product is annotated as Tripeptidyl-peptidase sed1. Lineage: Eukaryota; Fungi; Ascomycota; Leotiomycetes; Helotiales; Lachnaceae. Gene Ontology annotation, molecular function: serine-type endopeptidase activity; tripeptidyl-peptidase activity. The coding region runs from base 1 to 1950 and encodes 649 amino acids. Gene Ontology annotation, biological process: proteolysis. The record is from RefSeq and is a predicted model, not a curated record. The transcript has 7 exons.
AUGAAGCUGACUGUCUUGGCGAUCGUUGGUGGCUUUGUGGCUCAAGCCCUUGCCGCUCCUGCCCCUGUGCCUUAUACCUUGCACGAGAAGCGUGAAGUCCAGAAGGAAAAAUGGACUCGCAAUCUCGACGUCAAGCUGAAUCGCGAUGCUGUCAUUCCAAUCUCUAUUGGCCUGACUCAACGGAAUCUGGAGAAUGGCUAUGACAUGUUGAUGGAUGUCUCACACCCCGAAAGUCCCAACUACGGGAAGCACUGGUCAAUGCAAAAGAUCAAAGAGACUUUUGCGCCAUCAGCCGAGACUGUUGGCUCGGUCAAGUCCUGGCUUGCAGAAUCCGGAAUUGAUAACAGUCGGGUCAAGUUCUCCAAGAGUCUUGGCUGGGCCAAAUUCAACGCUACCGUAGAGGAGGUUGAAUACCUUCUUCGAACAGAGUAUUAUGCCUAUACCAACGCUGAGACGGGCAAUGAUCAUCUCGCUUGCGAGGACUACAGUGUACCAACACAUCUCAAGGAGCAUAUUGACUUUGUUACUCCAACGAUCCACUUCGACGCUCUUGUUAAGCCAAAGAAAAAUCGCAGAGAUUUAGAGAAGCGAAGUAUGAGGGUUAGGCCUACUCCACAGAUUAAGAAAGGAUCAGAUAUCGCGCCAGGAACGGAUCUCAGUCCUGACGCCACUAAAUACACUCUUGCGAACUGUUAUGAAUAUAUUACUCCCGAAUGUCUCCGAGCAUUGUACAACUUUACCAACGGCACCUUGGCACUGUCGUCUUACGGCAUUGUCGAGUAUACUCCUCAGGCAUACUUGCAAACUGAUCUGAACCUCUUCUAUACCAAUCUGGCACGCGAGAUUCCUUCCGGCACUAAACCAACAGUCGACCUCAUUGAUGGUGCUACUGUCCAAACGACUACCCAAAGUUUUGACGAUAAUGGAGAGUCCGAUCUUGAUCUACAGUACGCAAUCGCGUUAGUUUAUCCACAGAAGGUAACGCUUUACCAAACUGGAGACUCAGUCGAAGGAGCUUCCUUCAACAACUUCUUGGAUGCCAUUGACGCGGCGUAUUGCACUUCAGGUGGUGGCGAUGAUUCAAGCCAGGAUGGUAUCUACCCUGAUACUGCGAGUGGAGGAUACAAGGGAGACGAAGACUGCGGAACUUUCAAGGCUGCCUCGGUAAUCUCGACCUCGUAUGGCUACAACGAAGCCGAUCUUACGGCCGCCUAUGAGACUCGUCAAUGCAACGAGUACAUGAAACUCGGUCUCGCAGGAACCACUUUCCUCUACUCAUCCGGCGAUUAUGGGGUAGCAGGAAAUUCAGGUCAAUGCUGCACAAAGGCGAAGUGUGCCGGCGGAACUUAUAACAGUGGAACCUCUGGAACCUUCAACCCAGCCUUCCCAGCCACGUGCCCAUACGUUACCUCGGUCGGCGCAACCCAAAUUAAGCCCAACACCCUCGUAACAGCCACCGCACCCGAGGAAGCCUGCCAAACAGUAAUCUACUCGGGCGGCGGCUUCAGCAACGUCUUCGCAAUGCCCUCCUACCAGUCCGCCGCCGUAGCCAGCUACUACACAUCCCACAAGCCCAGCUUCACCGCGACGCAAUACAACAACUCGCAAGCGGUGCGCGGCUACCCCGACGUGUCCGCCAACGGCGCAAACUACGUCGUGGCCGUGGAUGGCACGCUGUCUCUGGUCUACGGGACGUCGGCAUCUGCGCCGACGUUUGGAUCGGUCAUUACGCUGAUCAAUGAGCAGCGGAUUGCGGCGAAUAAGAGUGUGGUGGGCUUUAUUAACCCGACGGUGUAUGCGAAUCCGAGCGCGUUCAACGAUAUCACGAGUGGGGGGAAUGAGGGCUGUGGGACGGCUGGGUUUACGGCUGUAGCGGGGUGGGAUCCUGUGACGGGAUUGGGAACGCCGAAUUACCCCAAGUUGUUGGCGGCUUUUCUGGCUUUGUCUUGA